AUGACAGUCAUUGAGAGUGUCAAAGACGCCAUCGGCUUGGGUGGCGACGCUGCCCCAGCGUCGAGAGAGGCCAUGUCCGAAGCGCGAUUACCCCUGCAAUACCGAGAUAGCUGUGCGAACCUCCUCAUCCCUCUAAACAAAUGCCGACACGAGAAUGCAUGGAUGCCGUGGAAAUGUGAACAUGAACGACACAGCUACGAGAAGUGCCAGUACGAGGAGUUCAAGAAGCGAGUUGCCAAGAUGGAGGCUCUUCGUGCAGCCAAAUCUGCAGAAGCCAGCAGCUGA
Molecule: messenger RNA, 285 nt
Organism: Exophiala spinifera
Lineage: Eukaryota; Fungi; Ascomycota; Eurotiomycetes; Chaetothyriales; Herpotrichiellaceae
Exons: 3
Coding region: 1-285 (94 amino acids)
Cellular component (GO): mitochondrion
Source: RefSeq, a predicted model, not a curated record